Messenger RNA from Funneliformis mosseae, 1005 nucleotides. Lineage: Eukaryota; Fungi; Glomeromycota; Glomeromycetes; Glomerales; Glomeraceae. The record is from the annotation of a GenBank genome assembly.
AUGUCGCUUGUUGCUGAUUAUGGGUCAGAUGCGUCCAGCAGUGAUGAAGAAACGAACGUUCAUAAUGUGACAGAAACUACGACAACCACCAAAAAACCUUUAUUAUCCUCAUUACUUCCACCACCAAAAAGCAAAAGGAAUGGACCUGUUAAAAUAAUGGUUGAUUUACCAAGUUUUGACAACGAUGAUGAAAAUGAUAGUGAUGAAAAGCAAAUAAAAUCGAAACCAAAUUCCUCUGGUGGUAGUGGAUUAUUUGCAAUAUUACCGGCACCAAAGAGAUCAGUUACUAGUAAACAAAAUACUUCAACAAGUAAUUCAGUUAGUUCCUCAACUAUUAAAUCGACGACAGUGUCUACAAGUUUUGUUCCUCAUACGCUUACCAAACGAAAGUCUGUGAUGGCAAAAAAAGCUUCUAAUUUUUCGGAAUCAUUCUUUCCUCUAGGGGCUGAGAUAACGAAUAUAAUACCAAAUGAAUCCUCUAAUACAGUUAAAUUAGAUAAAACAGAAUCACCUAAUAUUGAAUCAAGUGAAUCAAAUGAGACAGCAGAAAGUUUUGCGACAAAUGAUUAUUAUUAUAAUUAUCAAUGGGAUACUGGGACAAAUUCAUAUACGGAAAAUUAUUAUGAUGAGUCUCAACUACAAAUAAAUAGUGAACAAGCACAGCCUGAUUAUCAAAUAGAAGACGAAGCGAUUCAACAAUUAGGAGGUAGAAGAGGUAAAGAAGGACCGAUUAUAAUUAAAGAGAUAAGUGCAGCAGAUCAAAUGGCAGAUGCAUGGCAAGCUCAAAUGGGUGAAUUAACAAAACCUGGCAAAGUAGGAGGCGGUAUAGCAUUAAAACCCACAAAAGGACAAAAGAGAAAACAUAAUUUAAUGUAUUUGGCAUAUCAAGCAGCUGCCAUGGAGAAUGAUUUAAAGGAACAGUUUGCAGCAAAUAAGAAAACAAAAAGAGAGACCCAAGCAAAAUAUGGUAUACUAAAUAGUUUAUUCAAGUCAUCUGGUAGCUAG